Molecule: messenger RNA, 393 nt
Organism: Lactuca saligna
Lineage: Eukaryota; Viridiplantae; Streptophyta; Magnoliopsida; Asterales; Asteraceae
Source: the annotation of a GenBank genome assembly
AUGGCUGCAGUUAUGAAAAUAAUGGGUGUGAUCGGCAUCAUCAUGUUGUUCCUUGUUGCGACAGCUGUAAGUGACGAGCAUCCAAAUAUUCCUUGCUGCGAUGGGGAGUACACUUCAUGCUGUAAAUCAGCGGAUGAUGCUAAUGUUACUACAUUUGGAGUUGUAGUCGGUCGUAAGGGUGCUCUGGGCCAACAUUCGCUCAAUCUCCACCGAUUACAAGCCCUGGCCGAUGAUACAAAGCUGUUGCCACCAUGGUCCGCCCCAAAUUUUUCUAAAAGUCAUCUUCCCGUACAUUCAUCCGCCCAUUUCUGCUUCGAACUCAUGGUUUACGUCUCCAAGCUACCCGUCGUCCUCCUAGUUAUCCUCAGGUGGGAAUCCAGUGGCGGAUCCUAG